This is a messenger RNA of Helobdella robusta, 408 nucleotides long. RefSeq lists its product as hypothetical. NCBI's taxonomy places the organism in Eukaryota, Metazoa, Annelida, Clitellata, Rhynchobdellida, Glossiphoniidae. Gene Ontology annotation, cellular component: myosin II complex. The transcript has 5 exons. Bases 1 to 408 code for a protein of 135 amino acids. The record is from RefSeq and is a predicted model, not a curated record. Gene Ontology annotation, molecular function: calcium ion binding.
AUGGAAACAUUCUCUCUAUUUGACAACAAAGGGGAUGGCAAAAUAGCUGUCAAUCAGUUGGGGGAAGUUUUAAGGGCCAUGGGGCAGAAUCCAACAGAAGCUGAAGUCAAGAAAUGUAGCUUCAAUAAAGAACCUGAAAGUCGAAUCUCUUUUGAAACAUUUUUGCCUAUUCUGGUGACAAUCAGUAAAAAUAAGGAGGCCCCAAAAGUUGAAGAUUUUAUUGAAGGAUUUAGAGUUUUUGAUAAGGAUCAAAAUGGAACCAUACACUCUGCCGAAUUGCGCCACCUUCUGACUAAUUUAGGUGAAAGGUUGACGGAUGAUGAAGUCAAUGAACUUCUCCAAGGUCACGAAGAUGCGCAAGGAAAUGUAAACUAUGAAGAGUUCAUAAAGAAAGUGAUAACAGGCUAG